Lytechinus variegatus (green sea urchin) is the source of this 3863-nucleotide messenger RNA. RefSeq lists its product as uncharacterized. Bases 10 to 1263 code for a protein of 417 amino acids. The transcript is spliced from 6 exons. NCBI's taxonomy places the organism in Eukaryota, Metazoa, Echinodermata, Echinoidea, Temnopleuroida, Toxopneustidae. The record is from RefSeq and is a predicted model, not a curated record.
ACCAUUGUCAUGAUUGUGCCUUCUCCCAUGGCUUUCUGGGCUGUUCAUGCAAAAUGGAGGAAUAUGACAAGGUUGGUGUUUGGUGUAUCUAUUCAGGUUCGAUGGAGGGCACUCUUUCUUGCAUUCAUUCUACUUAUACUUGUCUCUGCCUCUUUUGGCCAAGUUUCCUGUCCUAAUGAUUGGAUCAUUCGUUCGAGAUACUGCUACAAACUCUACAAUGAGAGUUUGUCAUGGCAACUAGCAGGAUCACAGUGUAAAUUUGAUGGAGGUUUCUUGACUUCUAUAAUCAACAGAGCGGAGAAUGACUUACUAGUAGCGAUGUUCAAAGAUCUGACAUCCUUAGCCUGGAUAGGAAUGGAUUCUACAGGACGAUGGUUGGAUGGAUCGAGUUCUGAAACAUUCUACAACGGAUUCAGAUAUGAAACGCUUAGUACUAGCAAGUGCUCAGUAAUUGAUCUUGAAAGAAAUGGAAUAUGGAACGUAUCAGAUUGUCUUGAUUCUAGACUCAAAUUCAUCUGCAAGAUAGAUAAAGAUCGCCCCGAUGGGACGCCAUCUCCUCCUCCGACCCCUCCUAAGGGUAAUUGGUGGGAGGGUUGGGGUGAUGAUGAUUAUGAUGACUAUUCAUUGUAUCCACCAGGAGCACCUUGGGAUGCAGGAAGAAUCACAUUAGUAGUGGUCCCCCUCCUGGUCGUUUUGGGCAUCAUUCUGUUCAUAUGUUGUGGACCUAACAGAUGUGAGCGUUUGUUAACUAGCAUUGGCAACUGUUUAUGCGACUCGCCGGGUCGAUUGUGGGGCUGGAUACGCCGCGGGCCCGCACAGAUAUAUGAGUGGUUGUGUAUUUUAGGGCGAGCUAUCCAGUCAUGCUUUGCCCAUAUUUACCGAUGUGUAACCUGUAGAGAAAUGCGCAGAAAGCGACGCGAGAGGAGGGAAAGGACAUCGUGUCGUGAUCCUGAAACGCGGGAACCUCUUAAUCAGGCUCCAGAUGCCCGCAGCCGUACUGAUCCUAAUCGGCAUUCAAGGGCUACUCCAUCAGCACCGCCAUCUGAGCCACCAGCACGGGCUGGUAACGUAACCUCUGAUCGUUCGUCACCGUUGCAUUCGCGAAUUACACCAACAGCGCCCCCACCGUCAUCGCCGCGUGGAGACAGAGCAGCGCCGCCAUCCUAUGACAAAGCUUUCGAUUCAAAAUUUGACAUUCUACCAGCCGACAACGCAGAUGAGUCUAUACCAGUACCAUCCUAUGAGUCGGUAUCGAGAUUGUGAUAGGUGCAUUUAGAAUUUAGUUGUCACGUCAUCAUGGUGGUCAUGCAUGAAUAUUCAGUCAUAGAAUCGAAUAAAAUGUAGGUAUACAGGUUUUGUAUUAUGCGAGACAAGAUGCGUCGUAAAGUUGAAGGAUAGAUGUUUCCAAUGAAAUCUAGACCAGACUAUAUAUUUGAAAAUUAUACAACAUACUGAUAAUAUUUCGAUAUUUUUUACUCUAUGCCUAUAUAUAUACUUGACUUUUUACAAUCUGUAUUUACCUUGGAAAAUUCACCUUCGAAGUAGGCAUACUCAACUUAUUUGCCCCUCAUGCAUCCGAGAGUUGGUACCUAAUACUUAUUUGGCGUUGAGUGUCAUGGAUCGAGCAUGGACAUAGAAAUUCUCAUCUGGAUUAUACAUAUUCAAAGAUAUUUUUCAUCCCUUUUCCAAAGGCGUUUCGAACAAUGCAUAGUGACGGUUUGACUGUUUACAAGAUAUGGGCCCCGUGACACAAAGUUUUGCGAUGAAUAGCAAAAUAAAUAUAUGAAAGAACGCUUCUGAUUGGUUAAGUAUUUUGAGCCAAAUGCACGUGUAACAAUGAUCUUGAUUGGUGUAGUAGGUUUCACGGUACACCAUGUAUCUUUCUUGGGCAAGUGCUGGUCCUGAAAAGGACCACCCAAUCUCGACGUUUCGACAAGUUUGUUCUUGUCGUCUUCAGGAGAAUGAGCAAAGGUUGAUGGUGUAGGAGUUAGAUUGGCGUUCUUCAACAUGUUCAACCUAGUAGAUCAUCUGUGCCAGGUCGUUUUCGAGUUAGUUGCUUAAUUCCCGCUUUGAACAGUGUCCCCGGCAUUAGAUUAGUCUGACCUGUCAUAUAGCGAGGUACAAUAUGAUUAUGAUUUGUUACCUCCACCAGUAAAUUGUGCAUUUUUGUACUUCAUAGUAUAUAUGCAAACUUAUAUAUGAAGCUAAGUCGAAGCUCAAUUAUAGUAGUCUAAGAAUUAUAACAUCACUAAUCAUCAGAACAAAAGGAAGAGAAAAAGAGAAAGAGAGAAAGAUGGAAAGAGAUCAAUGGAAUAUUCUUAUUCGAUUUUUUUCUUUUCACAUAAUUAAGGAUGACUUUAUAAUCUUCAUUUGUAAAAACAGGCCUUAUAUACUCUGUCAAAGUGCCGUAUGCACGGUACCUUGCAGGGUACAUGUUUCUGAUUGGCUAGAUAAGUCACAUCUUGAUCGGUCAGUUCAUUUAGCGGUUGAUCGCUUAUCUUUGUAUUACGCUCCCCUGAUAGAUUUUUCCAUUGUGUGGCUGCCACUCUUUGUAAGAAUACACCUUGUCUUAGCUUUGUAUGAACGCGAUUCUUCUGAAUUUUGAAAUUGUGUCCACGAUUUAAAUGCAAUACACAUUACUACCAUUAUCCAGAAAGUUACUCUAAUCUUCACUCACUUCGAGAAGUUGAGAUUAACAAGAUCUUCCUUUGCGGAAACCAUGCUGCUGCUCUGAUCACAGAUCAUAUCCAUCCAUAUGAUGCACUAUAAUUGUGGAGCGCUGUGGCGCUCCGCAAUUAUAGUUGUAGCGACCACUUCAAAUUUUGUUGUAGCGACCACUUUAAUGUCAGCGUUGUCCAAUUUGAUAUCGAAUGGUAAUUUAUCUAAAGAAUUGCUGAAAAGCAUACAUUUCGUUUUUUGUACAUUGAUUGACAAUUUAUUAGAUCUUAUUCAUUGUACUAGCUUCUCCAGUUCAAUGUAUUGACUAAAAUAUCGGGAUUAGGAUGAGAAUAAAGUACAUUUGAAUCAUCUGCAAAAAGAAUAUAAGAUAACAUUGUCGAAGAAUUGUGGAUGUCAUUUAUAUAGAUCGAAAAUAACAGUGGGCCCAGUAUACUGCCUUGAGGAACACCAAAUUGACCUUUAGUAGAGAAGAAUUUCGUUCAUUUAUGUUAACAAAGUGUUUACGGUUUAUUAGGUAAUUCCUGAACCACUCCAAGGCCUUUCCACGGAUUCCGUAAUUUUCAAGUUUGUAUAGUAGUAUUUUAUGAUUUAUAGUGUCAAAGGCCUUGGAGAGGUCCAGAAAAACACCCACUGUAUGUUCAAAGUUAUCAAUAGCUUUUGUAAUUUUUCAACAAAUGAAAGAGUGGCAUGAAAAGUACUCUGCUUUUGGCGGAAUCCAAAUUGAAAGUCAGAAAUCAUGUUAUAUUUAUUCAAAAAAUCUGGUAGUCUUGUAUAUAUCACUCUUUCUAGAAUCUUUGAUAGAGUAGGCAAUAAAGAUAUCGGUCUACAGUUACAUACAUUAUUCUUAUCUCCUUUUUUGUACACUGGUAUUACCUUAGAUAUUUUCAUAAUAUGGGCCAAUAACUAUGUUAUUCUGCCUAAAUACCAUGAACAGAAUUUGAAAAACCCUGAAUCUUGUGUAAAAUGAUUACAUCACACGAGUUUCCUUUUGAUUAUAUUAAAAUUGAUGUACUAAAAAAUCUGUCAGCUUUCCAUUUUUGGUGUAAAUACUAAAACGCCAAUAUUGCAAUAUGAAACACGAAUCAUCUACCUAGUGACUAUCAUGACAUUGUCAUUCGAAUUCAACAUGACACACAUGCCCAUACACCCACACACACAAACACACACACUCAUCCACACACACA